AUGCUGCAAGGAUUGAUUUCCUCAGUGAUGAACAGUUACGACAACAUUACAUUUGUGAAGGCUUUCAUAGGGAAGAUUCUUCGGGAUCUGUCAUUGAGGGAGACAACGAAGAGAGUGUUGGAGAAGGUGUUUAGGAUGAGCUUGAAGACGGUGAAGGAGUUGUUGGAGGAUUAUUUGAGUCCAGUGUUCAGAGGGGAUCUGAACGAGACGAAGGCUAUUCAGAGGCUGAAUCUGCAUAAGGCUUCAACAAAUGGGAAACAUCUUCUAUGGCUGGUGGAGAGGAUGAUUGAGCUUAGGGUUGUUGAUGUCGCAGUUAGAGAAUGGAGUGAGCAAGUUGUCUUCACUGCUGAUUUGCAAAGGGCGUUUCGUGAUGAUGCAUGGAGGAACAUUGUGCCUGGCCUUCCUGCUGUUAUUCUCAGGUGUACAUUUAGGCUCACCAAUGUUGUGAGAGGGAAGCUCGUAGAAGAUUGGCUACCGGUACUGGUUGUAUACAAAGAUAAUGGUUCAGCAACACCAAUAUCACCCAGCAACAAAUCAUUGUACUUGGAACUGGAAGAAACAUUCUUGCGAAUCAUCUCGACAUUGCCUAUGUCAGAUGCUUAA
This is a messenger RNA of Glycine soja, 603 nucleotides long. RefSeq lists its product as uncharacterized. The transcript has 2 exons. NCBI's taxonomy places the organism in Eukaryota, Viridiplantae, Streptophyta, Magnoliopsida, Fabales, Fabaceae. The record is from RefSeq and is a predicted model, not a curated record. The coding region runs from base 1 to 603 and encodes 200 amino acids.